UGAUUCGUAUGGGCAGUUCAUCAUGAACUAUCAUAUGAAUAAAAUCGAUAGUACUUUGUCUGAGUUAUUGAAUAUGUUGGUAACAGCAGAGGGCACCUUGAAGAGUUCAAGAGAUACAGUUCUGGCUAUGGAGCGGAUCUUCUCCAAAAGAAAGUCUUCUUUUAAGAAAAAGAAAAAGCCUACAAAGAAGCAGAAGAAUGAGGUCAAGCCCAAGAAACAGGUUCCAAAAAAGACCGACAACAAGGGAAAGUAUUUCCAUUGCAACGUCGAAGGGCACUGGAAAAGGAACUGUCCGGCCUACUUGGCGACUGUCAAGAGCAGGAAGAAGGACGAGCUUUCUGAAGAGUCUUGAAGAAGUCAGGGGGCUGAGGAAAGGC
Molecule: messenger RNA, 377 nt
Organism: Elaeis guineensis (African oil palm)
Lineage: Eukaryota; Viridiplantae; Streptophyta; Magnoliopsida; Arecales; Arecaceae
Source: RefSeq, a predicted model, not a curated record